AUUUUUUAUAAUAAAUUAGUGGGGAUUAUAAUUAUUUUUCUUAACCAUUCUUUAGUUGUUAUUACAAUUUACAAUUAAAAUCAACAAAACACGUGGUGUACACUACAUAUUACGUAAUUUAAAAUAUUCCUGUUUAAUCUUGAAAUUUUUAAGUUUCAUUAUAUCAACUGAAUUUAAUUGUAAUUGAUCAUGUCAUCUACAUUUGAUCUAGCAUUGAUCAGUGUAUCUAAUAAAACUGGCUUACUAGAUUUUGCUGGUCAUCUUGUUAAAAACGGUUUUAAACUGUUAGCUAGUGGAGGAACAUCUUCUUUUCUUCAAAAUGAAGCAAAACUUCUAGUUACUAAUGUUUCUGAUUUUACUGGAGCACCAGAAAUACUUGGAGGCCGCGUUAAAACUUUACAUCCAGCUAUACAUGGAGGUAUUCUCGCUCGUUUAACUCCAACUGAUCAAAAUGAUUUGGAAAAACAAAAUUUUAGUUUAAUUCAAAUUGUUGUAUGUAACUUAUAUCCAUUUGAAAGUGUAAUAUCCAAAACUGAUGUUGAUCUGUCUGAUGCUGUUGAAAAUAUUGACAUAGGAGGUGUGACAUUAUUAAGAGCUGCUGCAAAAAAUUAUGAAAGAGUCACAGUUAUAUGUGAUCCAAAUGAUUAUUCAGAAGUUAUGAGUGAAAUAUCUUUAUAUAAGAAUACAGUUUUGGAAACUCGAAAAAAAUUAGCAUUAAAAGCCUUUUCACACACAGCUGCUUAUGAUGAUUCUAUAUCAAAUUUUUUUCGAAAAAAGUUUUCUAAUAAUAUUGGACAAAUUAAUUUAAGGUAUGGAAUGAACCCCCAUCAAAGCCCUGCUCAACUAUUCAUUACAGAAUCUGAAUUACCAUUAAAAGUGAUAAAUGGAUCACCUGGCUAUAUUAAUUUAUGUGAUGCCUUAAAUAGUUGGCAACUGGUUAAAGAACUUAAAGAAGCUACUGGCCUUCCUGCUGCCACAUCUUUUAAACAUGUUAGCCCUGCUGGAGCUGCCAUAGGUGUUUCUCUAACUGAGACUGAAGCUAAUUUGUGUAUGGUUAAAGAUCUACUUGAGAUAAUGACUCCUCUUGGUGCUGCUUACGCUAGAGCUAGAGGUGCAGAUCGCAUGUCCUCUUUUGGAGAUUUUAUUGCAUUGUCCCAUUCAUGUGAUUUUGUUACAGCCAAAAUUAUUUCUAGAGAAGUUUCUGAUGGUAUUAUUGCACCUGGAUAUCAUGAAGAAGCUCUAAAUUUAUUAAAAAAAAAAAAAAAUGGUAACUAUUGUAUACUUCAAAUUGAUGAAAAUUAUAUGCCAAAACCUAUAGAAAGAAAAACAUUAUAUGGAAUUACAUUGGAACAAAAACGUAAUGAUGGAAAAAUAGAUAGAGAACUUUUUAAAAAUAUUGUUACUAAACGGCAAAAUGUCAAUGAAGAAGUUAUUCGUAAUCUUAUUGUAGCUACCAUAACUUUAAAAUACACUCAAAGCAAUUCUGUAUGCUACGCUUUAAAUGGCCAAGCAAUUGGGAUUGGAGCCGGGCAGCAAUCAAGAAUUCAUUGCACCCGAUUAGCUGGUGAUAAAGCUGAUAACUGGUGGCUUAGACAACAUCCUCGGGUAUUAGGUAUGAAAUUUAAAAAAUCUGUCAAAAGAGCUCAAGUAGCAAAUGCUGUAGAUGACUAUAUAAAUAAUACAAUUGGUAAUGGAAUAUCACGAUCUAGAUGGGAAGAAUUAUUUGAAGAAAUUCCUGUAGAAUUAACAACUGAAGAAAGAAAAAUCUGGAUUUCACAAUUAAAAGGUGUUAUUUUAUCAUCAGAUGCAUUUUUCCCAUUUAGUGAUAAUAUUGAAAGAGCUAUUCAGAGUGGUGUUGAGUUUAUUGCAUGUCCAUCAGGUUCAACAAAUGAUCAAGAGGUGAUCAAUUUUUGUAAUGAGCAAAAUGUAGUUUUAGUUCAUACAAAUCUUAGACUAUUUCAUCAUUGAUAAAAAUAAUAAAUUGGAAUAUUUUGAAGAUAUGUGUAUCAAAUACGAUAUAUUUAAACACUUUAUGUAAAAAUAUUCAAAUUAAAUAACUUAUAUGCUAUUUGUUACACAACUUAUUGUUAAUAAGUUACUAGAUCUAAUAUAUGAUCCACAAAUAAAAACUUAUAUAUGUUAAAUUUUAAUUGUACUAUUAAGCUUACAAAUAUCACAAUUAUCUUAGCUUGUUUUUAUGUAUUUUAAUAUUACUUGUUUAUUAGUCGUGAGAGAAAUAUAAAGUUUAUAUUUAUUUA
Molecule: messenger RNA, 2258 nt
Organism: Daktulosphaira vitifoliae (grape phylloxera)
Lineage: Eukaryota; Metazoa; Arthropoda; Insecta; Hemiptera; Phylloxeridae
Product: bifunctional purine biosynthesis protein ATIC
Exons: 9
Coding region: 190-1968 (592 amino acids)
Biological process (GO): 'de novo' IMP biosynthetic process
Cellular component (GO): cytosol
Molecular function (GO): IMP cyclohydrolase activity; phosphoribosylaminoimidazolecarboxamide formyltransferase activity
Source: RefSeq, a predicted model, not a curated record